UGGCAGCUUGUGUAAAAUAACUAGGAUGGCGAAGUGGAAACUGGCCUAAAGAGCAAAAAUGGCUUCUUCUUGUUCACGGAAGCUGCUUCUACUUCGGAAACCGUUAUGCAGAGCUCUGAAACCUAAUUCCUCUUCAUUGAUACAAACAUCAUUUCUUUAUACUUCUACUCAUAAACAUCUUCUAGAACCUUCGGGUACAAUAUCCAAAUCGUUACUCUCACAAGUUUCUAGAAGCUAUUGUUCGCGCUCGUCACCUCUUCAAGAUGCUUCUGAAGGUCCUGCUGCUAUAGAUUACCGAUCUCUGCUGCAGGAAGAUGAGUAUCACAGACUGGCUAAUGCCACUAUCCAUGACUUGCUAGAUAAGUUGGAGGAAUAUGGGGACUCAGUUGACAUUGAUGGUUUCGAUGUGGAUUACGGGAAUGAGGUUUUAACGCUGAAGCUUGGGAGCCUGGGAACCUAUGUGAUAAACAAACAGACCCCAAAUAGGCAGAUUUGGAUGUCUUCUCCAGUGAGCGGUCCAUCAAGGUUUGACUGGGAUCAGAGCUCUGAAGCUUGGAUCUAUAGGCGAACCAAGGCAAACCUGCAAAAGGUUUUGGAAGACGAAUUAGAGAAACUCUGCGGAAGUGUCAUUAAUCUUUCUUGAGACACUCCACUGUUUUUUUUUUGUGUUUAAUGUACUAUUUAUAAUAUGAUUUUACAUGUCUGGAAUAAUAAGUUCUUUUUACCAAA
Messenger RNA from Solanum dulcamara, 729 nucleotides. Its product is annotated as frataxin, mitochondrial. Bases 59 to 643 code for a protein of 194 amino acids. The transcript has 5 exons. Gene Ontology annotation, molecular function: ferrous iron binding; ferroxidase activity; ferric iron binding. The record is from RefSeq and is a predicted model, not a curated record. Gene Ontology annotation, cellular component: mitochondrion. NCBI's taxonomy places the organism in Eukaryota, Viridiplantae, Streptophyta, Magnoliopsida, Solanales, Solanaceae. Gene Ontology annotation, biological process: intracellular iron ion homeostasis; iron incorporation into metallo-sulfur cluster.